CUCUGUGGUAACAUGCACAACCCCUGUCGCUGUGGCCCAAAGGGGUAAAACGUCAACACAGUCCCCUGACCAAGUCCAUUUGGGUACUUUUGCAUUUCACCAGUCUGGCUGAGUCGAAUAGACACGGCGACGGACCCCAAUAAGUCCCGUCUGGCAGUUCUCACGGUCCAAAUUCCUUAAUGAUCUGCUGCCAAUCAACAUGGCUUGACCUUGAAGAAUUGAAUCUGCUACCAGUGCAUUGCAUCCAAUAUGGGUAUCAAAGGGAUUUACAAGGAGAUUGGCCCGGGCAAGCGGGUGUCCCUCUGCAAGCUCGCGGUUGACCACCUCGAAAAGACCGGGCGGCCACUCCGCAUCGCCAUUGACUUUGCAAUAUGGUCAUUCCAGGCCCAGGCCGCGCGCGGCGGGGCAAACCCGGCCGUCCGCACCCUCUUCUACCGCCUGGUCCGCCUGCUCUCUCUGUCCAUUGUCCCCAUCCUCGUCUUUGAUGGGCCCAACAAGCCCAGGUUCAAGCGCAACAAGCGCUCUCGCGGGCCCGGAGACAGCGUCUCCGUCGCAAUGGCCAAGCGCAUGGUGAGGCUUUUUGGGUUCCAUAUCCACGACGCGCCUGGCGAGGCCGAGGCCGAGUGCGCCCUUCUACAGCAGCAAGGUGUCGUGGAUGCAGUCUUGUCCGAGGAUGUGGAUACCAUAAUGUUCGGCUCCACGCUCACCUUGAGGAACUGGUCCUCCGAGGGCACACGGGCUGCAAAGACGCCAACACACGUGUCUGUCUACGACGCCCGAGAGCUGGGCCAGGGCGAAUCUGGUCUCGACAGGGAGGGGAUGGUGCUCGUUGCGUUGAUGAGCGGAGGUGAUUACAUUCCCGAGGGAGUACCAGGUUGCGGUGUCAAGGUUGCAUGCGAAGCGGCCAAGGCUGGGUUCGGCAGGAGGCUUUGUCGGAUCAAGAGGUCCGACCAGGACGCCCUGAGCGACUGGAGGGAGGAUUUGAUGAGCGAGCUGCAGACCAACAAAAGCAAGCUCUUCCGAACCAAGCACAAGGCCUUAUCGAUCCCCGAUGACUUCCCGAGCAUGGAGGUAUUGAGAUAUUAUACCCACCCGGUGGUCUCGCAGCCUGAGACGGUCGAGGCAUUGAAGAGAGAACUCCCAGCAAGGAGAGAGGUUGACAUCGCUGGUCUUCGGGCAUUCACGGCUGAGACAUUCGACUGGGUCUACAAGAUUGGGGCGGUCAAGUUUAUUCGAGUGCUCGCACCAGGCUUGUUGAACCAGGCCCUGAUGGAACUCAGCAAAAAACAGUUGGAAUCCGACGAUCCAGAUCUCCGCGAGCGCGUGGAGGCGGAGGUGGUCAAAUCGAUCAACACACGUCGACACCAUUUCAGUACAGACGGCACGCCAGAGCUUCGAAUCUCCUACAUCCCAAACGACAUCGUCGGGGUGGACCUAGAUGCCGAAGAGGACGAGGUCACGCCCACACACGGGAGGUCAGGUAUAGCACUCAACAGUGACGAUGAGGGCGGUGACCAGGUUGAGGAGGCCGAAACGGGACCGAAGAAGGUCUUCGAUCCUCUCCAACCCGAUCUCGCCUGGGUCCCCGAGACGGUGGCGAAACUAGGUGUGCCGCUUGCGGUGGAGGACUGGGAAGCAAAGCAACGAGCAAAACAGCUGGCAAAAGGAGUCAGGAAAGCACCAGCCAAGAAGCCCCAGAAGCCCCGGAAGAAAGCCCCGGAUAUGCCUACAGGGGCUCUUGAUCAAUACGUUCAGAGCACAAAGCCCAUCACAGUCUCUCAAAAGCCGUCCGAGUUACCACCGUUGCUCUUGUCAUCCUCCCCUCCGCUACAAAUACCGCGUUCUCUCACGGAUUCCGCAGUAACUGUCUCAAGGACGGUGAGCCAACGAGAACUUCGGCGUGUCCCAGCCUCCAAAGAUGGUCAACCCAAAUCAAGGGAGAUGCAGAAAUCGAAAGAAAAAGUGCCAGAGCUGUCGUUAGACACCAACCCCUGGACGAUAGCAAGCUCGCAAGCCACACCGAAGGCGUCCAGGACAAGGACAACAACGUCAGAGGCCAUAAUCAUCUCAUCCAGCCCUGUCGAUAUAAGACACUCGACGGCCAUCACAUCACCAUCGUCUCGCAAAAUGGGAGGCAAUACAAUACCUCCGAACCCUCCAGCCCGACCUAUAUUCAACAACUCUCAUGACAUUCCACCACACGAUGAUUCGCUCGACGUCGACGGCAGUCUAGCACAAGACAUACGGCCAAUCGAGGCAAGGCCAGGCUCAAGAAAGCACAGCUACCCAACGGACGAUUCACCUAGAAACCCAGCUGCUAAGCGCACUCAGAGAAGUACAAGCACAACCAAGCCCAGGUCAGUGGGGCCUCCGAGGCGAUCUGUCCCCCGUGCCCGGGCUCAACCGGCCGCGGACCAGGCCUCGAUCAAGAACUUCGGGAAGCUGUCCGAGACGAUGGGCAGGAGCAGUAUCAUGCCCGCCACAAAACCGCCCCCACCGUACGGCUUGGACUCGGACGAAGAGUUUGAAGAGCUGCACGCUCUCUGCUCGAAGAGAAAGGCCGCGGUGCGGGCCGCAGGCGGCCCGCGGCCUUCUGGUGGUGGCCCCAUCACAACACCUGACCUGGGGCUGCACAGCAACAGCAGCAGCAGUAACAAAGCUGCACCGCCAAGGACAAGUAGCAAUAGCGCCGAUGCUUCAAGAACGUCGCCAUCGUCACCAGCAAUGACCAAGGUCUACCUGCCCCGCACGAGCGACGUGGGGCUCGGCUACUUUACGGAGCUGGAGGUCACGCGGGAGGAGGCCGACCGCAUGGUCCGCGAGGAUGCGCUCGCCGCCGCAGCCGACCGGAGACCCGGUGGCUUCCGGGUAUGGAGGCAGAGCGAGACUUCGAUCUUGGAUUUGACGGGGGAGGAUUAGCCGGUGUUGAUUGGACAUUCCUCAAGUCGUGUUGGAUAGCCUAGGGGAGCGAGUGCUUUAGGCAUACAGCCUCCAUGAGUAAUGAUGACAUGAAUUCGACAAUGCGCCUACGA
Diaporthe batatas is the source of this 3032-nucleotide messenger RNA. RefSeq lists its product as uncharacterized. Gene Ontology annotation, molecular function: 5'-flap endonuclease activity; crossover junction DNA endonuclease activity. Bases 250 to 2919 code for a protein of 889 amino acids. The transcript has 2 exons. Lineage: Eukaryota; Fungi; Ascomycota; Sordariomycetes; Diaporthales; Diaporthaceae. The record is from RefSeq and is a predicted model, not a curated record.